Molecule: messenger RNA, 7649 nt
Organism: Epinephelus fuscoguttatus (brown-marbled grouper)
Lineage: Eukaryota; Metazoa; Chordata; Actinopteri; Perciformes; Serranidae
Gene: lrrc8db
Product: leucine rich repeat containing 8 VRAC subunit Db
Exons: 2
Coding region: 401-2956 (851 amino acids)
Molecular function (GO): protein binding
Source: RefSeq, a predicted model, not a curated record
UCCCUGCAAGCUUUCAUAUGUUGUCCAUGCUCUCAGCUUCUGAUGUGGGGGAAAACAGAGUGAGAUUUCUCCUGCACGUUACAACAGAUCUGUCACCACCUGACGGUCAUGGGGAAACGCACUGAGGAACAACGAGUGUGUGACUAACAUCACACCGGGUCCACUUCCAGCAGCUGGUGCUGCCGUGCCGGCUGCGUCGCCAGUCAGAGGCAGAGGACCCGACCAUCUGAGGCGGAGUGGGGGUAGUCAGCUAAGCUGCUUACAGCCCGGCCAGCAGGCCCACGGUUGAGCUGAUGCGAAGAAAGGACGGCUUCAUCACGGCACACAAACAUGGCAUGUAAACAGAGGCGUUGUUCGGUACUGCUGGCAUCGACAUAAGUGGAUCAGACCUCCUGAAGGAAUGUUCACCCUCACAGAAGUAGCCUCGCUGAAUGACAUCCAGCCAACCUAUCGAAUACUGAAACCAUGGUGGGAUGUCUUCAUGGAUUAUCUUGGUAUUGUCAUGUUGAUGUUGGCCAUAUUUUCUGGGACGAUGCAGUUGACUAAGGACCAAGUGGUCUGUCUUCCCAUUCUGGAACAAACUCCAGAGGGGACUGGGGGCUUCUUAAGGCCCCAACCACCAGAGACAGCUGAUAGCUUAUGGAACAAAGAAAGUGCCAUUGGAGAGCAAGCCGCUCCUUUAAUGGCAAGAAGGCCUCCUGAUAGCAUCGCCCCUACAAUUCCCUUCACACAGUCGGGUACUUUUGGGCAACCUCAGCCUACAGGUGUCAGGACAAAGCUGGAUUUUCAGCAGUAUGUUUUCGUCAACCAGAUGUGCUACCAUGUUGCUCUGCCUUGGUAUUCAAAGUAUUUCCCAUACCUCGCUCUCAUCCACACUAUUGUAUUAAUGGUUAGUAGCAACUUCUGGUUCAAAUACCCAAAGACAAGCUCCAAAAUAGAACAUUUUGUUUCCAUACUGGGAAAAUGUUUCGAAUCGCCUUGGACUACCAAAGCGCUGUCAGAGACUGCCUGCGAGGACUCGGAGGAGAACAAGCAGAGACUGGCGGGUGCCUCCUCCCUCCUGAAGCAUCUGUCCACAAGCAGCGAGGAGGGGAGUCCAAACCAGUCCGCCCCAAUGCUGACUAAAUCUGGGGUCACAUUUUCAGCUGAAAAGCUGGUUAGUGAAGUUCCCGCCAUGACCAUACUGGACAAAAAAGAUGGCGAGCAAGCAAAAGCCCUGUUCGAAAAAGUCCGGAAAUUUCGUGCCCAUGUGGAAGACAGUGACUUGAUUUACAGGCUGUAUGCCAUUCAGACAGUUAUCAAAACAGUCAAAUUCAUUUUGAUCCUGUGCUACACCAUGACAUUUGUCGCCUCUAUAGAUUUUGACCACGUGUGUGAGCCUGAAAUAAAGCACUUGACUGGAUACACCAAGUUCCAUUGUACACACAACAUGGCGUUCAUGUUAAAGAAACUCCUUGUUAGUUAUAUUGCUCUCAUAUGUGCUUACGGUGUAAUUUGCAUAUACACACUGUUCUGGCUUUUUCGGCGACCACUAAAAGAGUAUUCCUUUGAGAAAGUCAGAGAGGAGAGCAGCUUCAGUGACAUUCCGGAUGUUAAGAAUGACUUUGCGUUCCUCCUCCACAUGGUCGAUCAGUACGACCAGCUUUACUCAAAGCGUUUUGGUGUUUUUCUCUCUGAGGUGAGUGAGAACAAACUACGGGAGAUUAGCCUGAACCAUGAGUGGACCUUUGAGAAGUUGCGGCAGCAUGUGACGCGCAAUCCUCAAGACAAGUUGGAACUCCAUCUGUUUAUGCUUUCUGGAGUGCCAGAUGCUGUGUUUGAUCUCACUGAUUUGGAAAUCCUCAAACUAGAAUUAAUCCCAGAGGCCAGGAUAACAGCUAAGAUCUCACAGAUGAUAAACCUCCAGGAGUUGCACUUCUAUCACUGUCCAGCCAAAGUUGAACAGACUGCUUUCAUUUUUCUUCGCGAUCACCUCCGGUGCCUUCAUGUCAAAUUCACAGAUGUCGCUGAGAUUCCUAGCUGGGUAUACUUGUUGAAAAAUUUAAGUGAACUAUACCUGAUUGGUAACCUGAACUCAGAAAACAACAAAAUGAUCGGACUCGAGUCUCUGCGAGAUCUCAGGCACCUAAAAAUUCUGCAUCUCAAAAGCAACCUCACAAAGAUCCCAACGAACAUAACGGAUCUUUCUCCGCAUCUGAUCAAGCUGGUGAUUCAUAAUGAUGGUACAAAGCUCUUAGUGCUGAACAGUUUGAAGAAAAUACUGAAUCUCGCUGAACUGGAGCUUCUUAACUGUGAGCUGGAGCGAAUCCCCCAUGCUAUCUUCAGUUUGACCAACCUUCAGGAACUGGAUCUAAAAUCCAACAACAUCCGUACCAUCGAGGAGAUCAUCAGCUUUCAGCACCUCAAGAGACUGACGUGCCUCAAACUUUGGCACAAUAAGAUCAUCACCAUUCCACUGUCAAUAAGCCAUGUUAAAAACCUCGAGUCGCUCUAUCUCUCACACAACAAGCUCGAAUCACUACCCUCAUCAUUAUUCACCCUUCUCAAGUUGAGGUACCUCGAUGUUAGCCACAACUCCAUAGUGGUAAUACCUCUGGAGGUUGGCUUUCUGCAGAACCUCCAACAUUUUGCCAUAAAUGGCAACAAAGUCGAAGUAGUUCCCAAGCAACUGUUCAAGUGCAACAAACUGAGGACCUUAUGCCUCGGCCACAACUGUAUCUCCUCCAUCCCAGAGAAGAUUGGCCAACUCUCGCAGCUGACACAUCUGGAUCUGAAGGGAAACUGUCUGGAUCGUCUCCCGGCUCAGCUCGGUCAGUGCAGCCUCCUGCGCAGGAGCUGCCUGAUUGUGGAGGAUCAUCUCUUUGACUCGCUCCCUAUGGAGGUCAAAGAGGGCAUCAAUCAGGAAUCUAGUGUUUCUUUUCCCAAUGGGUGUAAGUGUCUAAGUGAUGGACGGUAGUCACACCCUAUGUGGCAUCAAACGUCUGCCAUUUCACCUUAGGUGUGUAGAAGUCUUUUUUUAUCAUGGCACUAGAAAUAAUAGUUCAGGGUACGGUAUUGGUACACUUCAUGAUGUUUUAGCAACUUAUAUAAUGAGCAUACCACAGCACAUGCAAGGUUGGUACCACUGGAGAAAUUUUAGAUGAGCUUUAGAAAUGAUCAUUGCUUCUGUCUAUAUAUAUAUAUAUUAUUUUUUCAUUUUGUUCUCAGUUAAAGGGGAAUUCCGGUACUUUUCAACCUGGAUCCUAUUGCCAUCACCAUGCUUUUGUGUCUGAGUGACUAAUUGGAAUAGCAAUUGUUGAGAUUGGUCCAGAAUUGUCCAGUGUGUGACAACAUAAUGGAAAGGAUCCAUACAGAGGUCGGCUUCUUUGUUAAAGAGUAGCAUCCUUUUAAUAACAGAAACAGCCCCAAUAUCGUAAUCGUCAAAUCCAUCACUCUACUUAAAUAAACUUUAUCAUCGUAAAACAGGCUUCAUUUAAAGCCACAGAAGCAAAAUAAAACUCACAAAAGCUGACUUAUCUUUCCACUGUUCAGAUAAUCACCACCUCUGGUUUGGUUGAAAUAAAUCUUUUAGCCUAGCAGGAGAAAUAGCUUCCUGUGAACCAACAUGACAUUUUUCUUAUAAUGUGGUUUUUUGGGACCCUAAUGGUGUCUGGUUAAGAAUUUUUCUUGUUGCCAUGGACAACUCAUGGCCCUUGGGGUUUGUUUGGUGGCCAUCUUGAAUCGAUGUCCAAGCUAAUUACGAAAAAUGUAGAUUUUCUUCAACUGCGAUUCAAAAUAGCAGAAGUUACAUUGUUAUGAGCCUAAAAUGUGUCAUUUGCCUUUUUUAACCAAAAAAGAGAGGUAUGGACCUUUCCAUUUGAUUCCUGGUGUUCAAAUUACAUGGAAAAAUGGGUUUAUUUGUCUUUGUAUCUUGUCUGGUUGAUACUCCUGCUAGACUACUUAAUUCACCCAGCUAGAUGUGAAAAUAAAAUGGCUUAAUACACACUUAAUAAUUGUUUAUUUAAAUUGAGUCUGGUGGGUUUGGCGAUGGCCAUGUCAGGAAAGUUUCUGGUCAAACAAAAAGGAUUUUACUCUUAGGCAAAAAGGUCUAUCUCUGUAGGGAUCCUUUCCAUAAGUUGUCAUUACAUUGAAUAACAAUCUGAUCCUGUCAGUGGCAAAAACAAACACUUUUAGUGGACGUAACUUGAUAGUGUUCAAAUGCCCCGAGUGGUUACAUUGCAGCGUGGUUUUGCUGCUGCUGGCUGCAACAGUCUUGUUUAAUACUGAACAAAUUUUUAAAAAAAAAAAUUCCCAUCAGUCACUCGGUCACAGAAACAUGGGAAAAUAGAGUCCAGGUUGGAAAGUACCAAAGUUACCCUUUAAUAUAGGUACAUAGUAGAAGUUAAAUCACUAUGCUUAUAUUUUUUUACCUUUUGUAUGCAGAAAUAUCCACAGUGGUUCUACGGAAAUUUGUAUCAUUAUGAAACAAUCCCACAUUUUAUCCUUGCGUUUUUAUAUUCACACAUUAACUAGAUACACUUGAUGGACGUCAACUUAAAGAAACAGUUCACUCAAGUUCCUGUAAUGGUAUUGAGCCAUGCAGGUAGUUUUAACAUUUCUGCCUCCACUAAAUAAAGUGGAUGCGAGUAGAACUUGGGCUGUGGCACUCGCUGCAAUAAAACAUAAUGUUUGACAAAAAUCGACAUUUCUUUCCAGUAGCAGUGCACCCAUUACCCUGGAUAAGACCUUGCAGUUUUUAUUAACCUACAUUUUAUCACAGAAAUAUUCUUAGUGUAACCUGUUUACAGCAAGUGUGUUAAAUAUCUAGAGUGACUGGGUCGCUGCUCCUGAAAGGAGGUGUAGCUGCUGAAAUUUUUAAGGAUUUUCCAUCCGUUUUAUUGGAAUGGAGGCAGAAAUCUCAGUAUUGAUAUUUCAAAACUUGAACAAGUCAAACCAAAAUCUGAAUGGAAAAAGUCAUACUAAGGGAGCAAAUAUGUUUUUCUGUUUCUCCACAAACCACCAUGAUUUACAAGCAGUGUUAUUGUUUGCGCCAGUGUUGCAAAUCAACUGGAUCACUUUCUGUUUUCCUCAGAGCCGAGCAACUACCAUGUUGUCUACAGUUACUCCAGUUGUUCCACCAUCAGGCAUUUCUGCUAACGGGGACAGUAACUGCAAAGACUUUACAUCGCAGUCCAGUCCUACAGAAAUACGUGAAUGACCUCUUAACACCACAUAAUUACGUUGAGUUGAAAUGACAUGACUGCACCAUGGAAACAAGGCCAAAGGAAAAGUCAGUGAGGAUCUUGUCGUGGUGGGCACACGAGUAUCCUGGUUAAAUGACAUCAGGUGCGAGAUUUAUUGCACGAUCCUAUAGAUUGUUAAAAGAGCAACAAAGUCCACAUAGGAAGGAGGUCGGGUUGGUGCAGGGGCGUAGCCAUUAUUUCAGAGGUGAGGGGGACAGAUGGUUCUGGAGUAAGGAAGGAACCAAACCCAAAUAAUCAAAAACACCUGAUGACUUAGGAAAAGAGGUCAUCUUUUAAUGUCAGCUAACCGUUAUCAGAAACCACGCAACUCAACUUACAUGGUUUGAUAUAAAGAAGGAGUGCAGGGUUUUCGUCCUCUUGCUAGCUUGUUUGCUGUACAUUUUUAUUCAAACGUAUAGUACUUCCAACUCAGUGCUUAGAGAGGCAACAGAGGGAGCAUCCCAGACAUCCUUCUCCCCAGCAAUGCUUUCCAGCUCCUCCUGAGGGACCCCAAGGCGUUCCCAGGCCAGAUGAGAUAUAUAAUCCCUCCAGUGUGUUCUGGGUCUGCCCCGGGGCCUCCUACCAGUGGGACGUGCCCAGAACACCUCUAACGGGAGGCCCCCAGGAGGCAUCCUGAUCAGAUGCCCGAACCACCUCAACUGACCCCUUUGACGCAAAGGAGCAGACUUCUCUGAGCUCCCUCCGGAUGUGCGAGCUCCUCACCCUAUCUCUAAGGCUGAGCCCAGCCACUCCACGGAGGAAACUCAAUUCGACCACACCAUUUUUUCAGUCAUUACCCAGAGCUCAUGACCAUAGGUGAGGGUUGGGACGUAGAUGAGCCAGUAAACUGAAAGCUUUGCCUUCCGGCUCAGCUACGUCUUCACCACGACGGUCUGGCAACAGACCACCAAUCCAUCUCACGCUCCAUUCCACGCAUGCAACGUGUUGUAGUUAUUUGAACUGUAAACAAUAUUUUUCUGAACCUUACCAAGAAGUUUUGGUGCCUAAACCCAACUGUGCUACCACCAUGCGAUGUGAUGUUCAGAGGUCAUUUCAUGUAUUUCAGUUCUCAUACUCUUCAGUAAAUGGGAAUAGUCACUGAUAGCUAGCGAGGAGAGUGGUAGCACUGUCCUCCUCCUGUUGUGUUGCACAUUGGUUGACACACUUCCUUAGUGCUUUAAUGGAGCCUUCAGUUUCACAGGAGAUCGUUCCCAGUGGCAGACAAAAUUGCAGAGUGACAACGAGGCUUAUGUGGAACCAAUCUAACCACUGAUAAUGUUAGUCUGUAGCCAUUACAUUUACUUUAUCACAAUUUAAAGCAGAAACCUGCCUCUUUACACUUUAAAAUUAUUACUGCUUCAAUGGCUUCCAAGGUCAAGACCAACUCUUUUACUCUACCACUACAGUAUAGACCACAAACAAUGAAAUAUGCUGCACAAACAAAUUAAAUAACUCUAUAGGUAUAACCAAGUAUUAACCUUAUGCAUUCCAGUUUUCAUAUACUUGUAAUAUUUUUUCACGUCACACACCAAAAUGGUAAAAGUUCCCAUCCAAUCCUUUCUCUACUUUUUGAAACGUCUUGAAUCAUGACAUUAUUUUUGAUACAGUUGUUUGGUUUUGUUUUUUAGAAGGAGACAGUAGAUUGUUUCUAGCCAACCCACAAUGACCUUCAUUAGUUGUAUUUUUGCUCACAUGUUUAGUUAUGUUUCCUUCUUGUAGAUCGUGUAUUUAUCAUGCAUUUUGUGUGUUCUUUCUAUGUAUUUAUUAUGCCAUUGUCUUUUAUGGGUUCUUUUCUCUGCACAGCACUUUGUAAACCUGGUUUUAAAAUGUGCUACAUGAAUAAAAAGAUGACUUAUUACACUGUUAUUAUUAUUUGAAGAUAGAAAUGAGGCUCUUUUUUUGCACCAAAAAAGGAAUUAUUCUUUAUAAUUGUACAGUUUAAUCUUGAUACAUUUAAGAUAGGGAUGCAUGAUGUUGGACUUUUUGCUGAUAACCAAUACGCCAAUAUAUGACAACUUAUUUGGUGGAUAACCGAUACCGAUAUCGAUAUAUAUCCUUUUUUUUGCCCCACCUGAUUUUAAUGAUCAAGUCUCUUCUGUAGUGGAAUUAACAUCAUAUUAUACAUGCAUACUCUUAUCGUGAUGGCCCACAAGCAGAUGGAGAUGUGAAGUAGAAAAUCUAACGUAUGUGUAACAUUUAUUUAUUGUGCAAAAUAAGGAAAAGCACAUUAGCCGAUUCUGACUGCUCAUUUUAAAGCAGAUAUCGGCCAAAAUCGAUGUCGUGCCAAUAUUAUCAUGCAUCCCUGAUUGAAAUAGCUUUUUAGUUUAUUCAAUGUUAACCCCCUUGAAACCUGAGCAAAUUGACUUGAUUUCUUUCAAAAACCUGGAAAGGCAACAACAGAAGAAAUGACCCCAAAACUCUGCAAGA